CAUGAGAGAGUGACAGAGGGAGAGAGAGAGGGAGAGAGAGACCACUGUGAUCACCGAGCGUUACCGUACUGACAGCCCACAUCUCACCCUGCUGACUCUAACGGCGGAGCCCUUCAGACAUGGCGGGGCUUCGUUGAGAGAGACCUCCGAAAAUCUCCGUUCAUCGUUCAGUUCGCUUUUGGACACGCGUCUCCCACAGCCCUCCUUAUGCACCGCUGCGGCUCGGAGAAACGGGAGCAGCGCUGAAAGAGUCGGCGGAGAGAGCAGAAGAAAGAGGACGAGAGUGAUUUUUCCCCCGUGAACGGACAAUGGCGGAUCGCGAUGCGCUGCCCCUUCCGUUGGAAGUGCGGGCGAGAUUGGCUGAGCUGGAGCUGGAGUUAUCCGAAGGUGACAUCACUCAGAAAGGAUACGAGAAAAAGAGGGCAAAGCUGCUCGGGGCGUAUUUGCCACACCCACCAGGGUUGGAGGCAUCCAUGGCUCACGAGCGCCGGCCACCCAUGGCUCACUCCUCAGCCUCACGAUACCACCGCAGACGAUCCUCGGGCACCCGCGAUGAACGUUACCGAUCAGAUGUCCACACAGAAGCAGUACAAGCAGCGCUGGCCAAACACAAAGAAAGGAAGAUGGCUGUACCCAUGCCAUCCAAACGCAGAUCUCUAGUGGUACAGACAUCUAUGGAUGCCUACACCCCUCCAGGCCUCUCCCCCCUCUCCUCUCUGCCCCCCCUGACAGACACCUCGUCCGGCUCGGAGGAGGAGGGCGGCCAGGGUGAGGGAACCCCCACCUCCAGCCAGGGCAGCGUCAGCAUGGAGCACUGGAUCAGCCGGGCCAUCCACCAGGGCUCCACCACCUCCUCCUCCUCGUCUUCGACGCAGAGUGGGGGCAGCGGAGCCGCCGGACGCCUGGCCGACGUCCUGGCUCAAACGCAUAUUGGAAAAUCAGGGCCGAUUGCUCACCUCUCGUUGAAGAGGAAAACUAUGCUCGGCGUAGCGGAGAACGGAAACUCGCUGCGGCGCUCCUGUGAGUUUGGAUCAGAUCUUCUUUGGCCACCGCCUUUGGAGUCGGAUGAAAAUCAUUCGGCUCCUCCAGAUGUCACCACUUACACAUCGGAACAUCCGGUGCAGGUGGAGAGGCCGCAGGUAUCCACCGUGCCCAGAACCACACCCAAAUAUGGCAACGCUGAACUGAUGGAGACCGGAGAUGGAGUUCCUGUUAGCAGUCGCGUUUCAGCCAAAAUCCAGCAGCUUGUGAACACGCUGAAGCAGCCCAGACGACCUCCGCUCAGAGAGUUUUUUGUGGAUGAUUUUGAAGAGCUCCUAGAAGUCCAGCAGCCCGACCCCAACCAGCCGCGGCCAGAGGGGGCUCAGAUGCUCACCAUUCGAGGGGAACCGCUGGGAGUGGUCACUAAUUGGCCGCCAUCUUUGGAAGCUGCGCUGCAACGUUGGGGGACCAUCUCACCCAAAGCACCUUGCCUGACCACCAUGGACACUAAUGGCAAACCCCUCUACGUCCUAACCUACGGGAAACUUUGGUCACGGAGUAUGAAAGUAGCUUACAAUAUUCUUCACAAACUGGGCACCAAGCAGGAGCCCAUGGUCCGGCCGGGAGACCGGGUGGCGCUGGUGUUCCCCAACAACGAUCCUGCCGCAUUUAUGGUCGCCUUCUACGGCUGCCUGCUGGCAGAGGUGGUGCCCGUACCCAUCGAAGUGCCACUUACCAGAAAGGACGCAGGCAGUCAACAGAUCGGUUUUCUCCUGGGCAGCUGUGGGGUAACUGUGGCGCUGACCAGUGACGCCUGCCACAAAGGCCUUCCAAAGGGACCCACCGGAGAAAUCCCACAGUUCAAAGGUUGGCCGAAGCUGCUAUGGUUUGUCACGGAGUCCAAACACCUGUCCAAGCCGCCACGUGAUUGGUUCCCUCACAUCAAAGAUGCAAAUAACGACACAGCCUACAUAGAGUACAAGACCUGUAAGGAUGGGAGUGUUUUGGGCGUGACGGUGACACGGAUCGCACUUCUUACACAUUGUCAGGCCCUAACACAGUCUUGUGGAUACACAGAGGCUGAAAUCAUAGUGAAUGUAUUGGAUUUUAAAAAGGAUGUGGGUUUGUGGCAUGGUAUCCUUACAAGCGUCAUGAACAUGAUGCACGUGAUCAGCAUUCCUUACUCGCUCAUGAAGGUCAACCCUCUGUCCUGGAUACAAAAAGUGUGUCAAUACAAAGGUAAAGUGGCUUGUGUCAAGUCCAGAGACAUGCACUGGGCUCUGGUUGCUCAUCGGGAUCAGAGGGACAUCAACCUGAGCUCCUUGCGUAUGCUAGUGGUCGCAGAUGGAUCCAACCCAUGGUCCAUCUCAUCAUGUGAUGCGUUCCUCAAUGUCUUCCAGAGUAAAGGUCUGCGACCAGAGGUCAUCUGUCCAUGCGCAAGCUCAGCUGAAGCCCUCACCGUGGCUAUCAGGAGGCCAACUGAUGAUACUAACCAGCCACCGGGUCGAGGAGUUUUGUCCAUGCAGGGCUUGAGCUACGGUGUGAUCAGAGUAGAUUCGGAGGAGCGCUUGUCUGUACUUACCGUACAGGACGUGGGCACCGUUAUGCCUGGAGCUCUCAUGUGUGUGGUCAAACCAGAGGGAGUUCCUCAGCUGUGCCGAACAGAUGAGAUCGGAGAGCUGUGCGUGUGUUCCAUCGCCACGGGAAUGUCAUAUUAUGGGCUGUCGGGCAUGACAAAAAACACCUUUGAGGUUUUCCCUAUGAACAGUCUUGGAGCUCCGAUCAGCGAGCACCCCUUCACCAGGACAGGGCUGCUGGGCUUCAUCGGCCCAGGUGGGCUGGUCUUCAUAUCAGGAAAGAUGGACGGUCUGAUGGUGGUGAGCGGGCGGAGACACAACGCUGAUGAUAUUGUCGCCACGGCGCUGGCAGUGGAGCCCAUGAAGUUUGUGUACAGGGGCAGAAUAGCGGUAUUUUCCGUGACAGUCCUGCAUGAUGAGAGAAUUGUAGUUGUGGCAGAGCAGCGGCCGGAUUCAACAGAGGAAGACAGCUUCCAGUGGAUGAGCCGUGUUCUACAGGCGAUAGACAGCAUCCACAACGUGGGGGUGUUUUGCUUGGCUUUGGUGCCCGCUAACACCCUUCCCAAGACGCCUCUGGGAGGAAUCCACCUGUCGGAGACCAAGCAGCUGUUUUUGGAAGGCUCCCUGCACCCCUGUAAUGUUCUAAUGUGCCCUCACACCUGCGUCACCAACCUGCCCAAACCCAGACAAAAACAGCCAGAGAUCGGUCCCGCCUCUGUGAUGGUGGGGAACCUGGUGUCCGGGAAGAGGAUCGCCCAAGCCAGCGGCAGAGAUUUGGGCCAAAUCGAAGACAAUGAUCAGGCAAGAAAGAGCAGAAAUGUGAUCCGUGUGCGAGUAUCAGUGGGAGAUGAGUUCCUCUUCCUGUCUGAAGUGCUGCAGUGGAGAUCUCAGACCACACCAGAUCAUGUGCUCUUCACCCUCCUCAGCUCCAGGGGAGCAGUCCUGAGCUCAUUGACCUGUCUUCAGCUUCAUAAGCGGGCGGAGAAGAUAGCGGCCAUGUUAAUGGAGCGAGGCCACCUGCAGGACGGAGAUCACGUUGCACUGGUGUACCCACCUGGUAUAGAUCUGAUUGCUGCCUUUUACGGAUGCCUGUACGCCGGAUGUGUACCGAUCACAGUGCGACCACCACAUCCCCAGAACAUUGCCACCACCCUUCCCACUGUGAAAAUGAUUGUGGAGGUGAGCCGGUCAGCCUGCGUGAUGACCACACAGGUCAUAUCCAAGCUUCUGAAGUCGAAGGAGGCGUCUGCUGCAGUGGAUGUCAGGUCGUGGCCUCCCGUUCUGGACACAGAUGAUCUGCCAAAGAAGAAACCCCCUCAACUCUACAAACCAUCCAAUCCCGACACUCUGGCUUACCUGGACUUCAGCGUCUCCACGACUGGGAUGCUAGCAGGAGUAAAGAUGUCCCACACCGCCACCAGUGCCUUUUGUCGCUCUAUCAAGCUGCAGUGUGAGCUGUAUCCCUCUCGUGAGGUGGCCAUCUGUCUGGAUCCCUACUGUGGCCUCGGGUUUGUCCUCUGGUGCCUCUGCAGUGUGUAUUCAGGGCAUCAGUCCAUCUUGAUUCCUCCGUCCGAGCUGGAGGUGAAUCCCGCUCUGUGGCUGCUGGCUGUCAGUCAGUUUCGGGUCAGAGAUACGUUCUGUUCAUACUCCGUCAUGGAGCUUUGCACCAAGGGCUUGGGCCUACAGACAGAAUCCUUAAAGUCUCGAGGACUCGACCUGUCCCGUGUAAGGACGUGUGUGGUGGUCGCUGAAGAGAGACCCAGAAUAGCUCUCACGCAGUCCUUCUCCAAGCUCUUCAAAGAUUUGGGCCUCCACCCGAGAGCUGUCAGCACUUCUUUUGGAUGUAGAGUCAACCUGGCCAUCUGCCUACAGCCCCACAGGCUCGGGAAGCUUGCCGAUCAGGGGACAUCAGGACCGGAUCCGACAACAGUAUACGUGGACAUGAGAGCGCUUCGACACGACAGGGUACGGCUUGUUGAACGAGGCUCUCCACACAGUUUACCCCUCAUGGAAUCUGGAAAGAUUUUACCCGGAGUACGAAUCAUCAUCGCCAAUCCUGAAACCAAGGGGCCGCUGGGAGACUCCCAUCUGGGGGAGAUCUGGGUUCACUGCGCCCACAACGGUAGCGGUUACUUUACGGUUUAUGGAGACGAAGCCCUGCAGUCCGAUCACUUCAACUCUCGUCUGAGCUUUGGAGAUACUCAGACCGUGUGGGCGCGUACCGGUUACCUGGGCUUCCUUCGCAGGACUGAACUUACAGAUGCGAGUGGAGAACGGCAUGAUGCCCUCUAUGUAGUCGGAGCCCUCGAUGAAGCCAUGGAGCUGAGAGGAAUGAGGUAUCACCCUAUCGACAUCGAGACCUCAGUAAUACGCACCCACAAGAGCAUCAUGGAAUGCGCUGUGUUUCCCUGGACCAACUUGCUGGUGGUGGUCGUGGAGCUGGAAGGUUCAGAACAGGAAGCCUUAGACCUGGUUCCACUAGUAACUAACGCCGUCUUGGAGGAACACUACCUGAUCGUGGGUGUGGUGGUCGUGGUGGACAUCGGCGUCAUUCCCAUCAACUCUCGCGGGGAGAAACAGAGGAUGCACCUGCGAGACGGCUUUUUGGCCGACCAGCUAGACCCAAUCUAUGUGGCGUAUAACAUGUAGCGUGAGCUUGUAUGGAAACUUGCAGUGUAUGUCCGCGUGCGUGUUUUGCCGACCGCACACGACUGGUUAAGCAUUCUACAGCAAAUACCGGAAAACAGGAAGGAACUAUUUCAAAGCCUGAUCGGCAAAAGGAAGUCUCCUGAAGGCCAGACGAAUCGCUUUCGCUUGCGUGCGUGCCGCUUUGUUUUCACGUGAGGUAUUGCGACGUUCAUUUUUAUUCAACCCUACACGAGCAAAGGGUGUUUUUAAAUAUCUGUGGCAAAAUGUGCGUUUUAAGUUCACAAGUAUACGUUGUAUCAAAACCUCUGGACUUUUAAAAAAGGUACAAAAACCAAUCGUUACAUUUGUAUGUACGUCGCAGCCGUCCUUCAGCAAUUUGCCGCUUUAGUUUUUCAACCUUUGUAAAUGUUCUCGAACAGCAGGAAGCAAAAAAAAGAAGAAAAGCCGUCCGCCUGCUUUACGAGUCCUCCAUGUUUAAUAUCAUUGUACAAAGCUGAAGGCCUAACACAAAGUCGGUUGAUAUUGUGUAAUUAUGUACAGAUAAUAGUUCUUAUUUAUUUUGCUCUUUUUAGAAUCCGUGAGCGAAGACAUUUGGAAAUGUUUUCCUCAUUAAAUAAUAUUGCUGAUAUAAAACGUUGUAUCAUCUUGAGUGAGUAGUAUCACAUCAAGUAUAUGUAAAAAUAUAAAUAUACAUACAAAUAUAUAUAUAUAAAAAAGAAAAUAUAUAUAUAUAUAUAUAAAAUAAGAUCUACGAAUCACCAAUGAAACGUUUCUAAUGCAGUACUUCCCACUUGCAUGGUGUCCGUUGUAAAAAUCAACUGACUGAUCGAUCGAUCAACGUUACCACACGUUUAAUAACAACACAAACUCAUAGGACUUUUAAGUCAUGUUACACAUGCGUGUAGCUGGAACAAAUGCUUUUUAAUCGAAACUAAAUAGCUAUGCCCUAAGUGAAAACAAGAAACCCUUAAAAUGUGCCUGGAAUUUUGUUUACAUUGUGUUUUACAACUCAAAUCUGCACCGCAGUUCUGCUUGUUUAUCUUAUGUUGUGUUUUUGUGUGCUUGGUUUGAGUUUUUUUACUUUUGUAUCGUUUUGAGUGACUUCAUUAUUUAUUGACACAGCGCGUUUUGUUUACCGCUCAUUCACAACGUUUAAUUUUUUGUGGUUUACGUAUCCUCACAGAAACAUGGGCACGGCAGUUUGUGCUUCAGCAGGAAAUCGAGCGUUUUCAUUUAUAACGCACCAGACCGUAAUGCAGAUUUUGGUAUUUUACGUGAAACGUUUGCGUUAAUGCCUUUACACCGUUCAGCUGACGUGCUUAUUUGGGAAUACAUGCCAAAUAGCAGGUGGGAGAGACUGUUGGCCCGUGCAAUAUAAGCAAAGCAUGAAAUGUGUCCGACGGGCUGUAAUGAUGCAAAAGAAAAUUUUGUGAAGAGAGAAUUGUGCCAUUAUUCUCCACAACGUACCAGCUGCAUUACAAACCUGUUUUCAAAUACGAUGACUCUUUUAUUAUUUGCCAUAUCCUGCCUGUCGGAUAGAUAGGUAUUGGAUUAUUAAUCCACUAUCAUAUUAUUCCCUGAAGGAAGAUGCAAAGAUGGGGAUCGUACUGCAAUGUGAUAUCAGCAUCCUGCGGUCGACUUACAGACAACCUUUACUUGGAUUGGUGUAAUAGACAUCGCCUAUGGGAACCGAGUUUCCACUUAUUCAUAAAGUGACAAUGCAAUGUUUUUGUCUUGUUUUUAAAAAAAAUGAAGGAAUGAAGUCUUAACUUGUUUGGAAGAUUUGAGUGUUCCCACACAAACCAAGAAAAAAAAAUGUGCACAUAACUUUCAACCUGUGAAGUUAAUUCCCUGAAAUCUGGACUUACGAGAGAGUCUGCAUGGUGUCUGUAAAUAUUGUUAGUUAUAGCGACAAAAAAGACAAAAAACAAAAUUUAUUUUGUAUGGUGCAGGUGUGUUUGAAAUUCUGUUUUGUACACAUGAUUAAAAGUAUUAAAUUACACUUUUAUAGAAGCCUGCUUUGGCCUACCUUCACACAAUAUGGUGCAAUAAAGUGCUUUGAUUGGUA
This is a messenger RNA of Misgurnus anguillicaudatus (oriental weatherfish), 7275 nucleotides long. RefSeq names its product disco-interacting protein 2 homolog Ca (gene dip2ca). NCBI's taxonomy places the organism in Eukaryota, Metazoa, Chordata, Actinopteri, Cypriniformes, Cobitidae. The record is from RefSeq and is a predicted model, not a curated record.